AUGGCAACAGACGAGAAGAUAUCUAAAAUCGAUAAGUUUGAUGGCACAAACUUUGGAUUUUGGAAGAUACAAAUGGAGGACUAUUUGUACCAGAAGAACCUGUAUAAACCACUUCACGAAAAGCCGGAGGACAUGACCAACGACGAGUGGGAAUUACUUGAUCGAAAGGCUCUCGACACAAUAAGGCUGACAUUAUCAAAUUCAGUUGCUUUCAAUAUAAAAAAUGAGAAGACAACGACAUCUCUCAUGGCGGCCCUGUCUAGCAUGUACAAACAACCAUCUACAGCAAACAAAGUUCAUUUAAUCAAAAAGUUAUUUACUAUGAAAAUGACGGAAGGGGAAAGAUUUGGAGAACAUCUAAAUGAGUUCAAUGAAAUGACGGACCAGUUAAACAUGGCCGAAAUCACGUUUAGUGAUGAGGUUCGAGCUUUGUUGAUUCUCGGGCAGCUGCCUAAGAGUUGGAAUGGCACGGUUACAGCAAUUAGGAGCUCUGCUGGAAAGUCCAUAUUGAAGUUUGAAGAUGUCAUGAGUAUGAUCUUGAUCGAGGAAAUACAAGACAGACAAAAGCAAAACAGAAUGUGGGUAAUAGAUUCUGGAGCAUCUUUUCAUGCUACCUCAAAUAGAGAACUCUUUACGAGUUAUGAACCAAGAAAUCUUGGAAAAGUAUAUCUUGGUGAUGAUCAACCUUGUGACGUAGUCGGCAAAGGCGAAAUACAGAUCAAGCUUAAUGGAUCUGUAUGGAAAUUGAAGGAUGUCAGACACAUUCCAAACUUGAGGAAGAACUUGAUAUCAGUGGGCCAAUUAUCAAAUGAAGGUUAUGUCAUAACUUUCAACAGUGAUAUUUGGAAAGUUUCUAGGGGUGCAAUGACCAUAGCACGAGGCAAGAAAAAUUGUACUCUUUACACCACAAUGAGUGCCUGCAGAAUAAUUGCAGUUACUGCUUCAAAUGAAGAUCCGAAUCUAUGGCACCAGAGACUGGGGCAUAUGAGUCAGAAAGGACUCAAGUACAUGCAUGAUAAAGGGAAACUACCGAGAGUUCAAUCUAUUGAUGCAGACCUAUGUGAGAGUUGCAUCUUCGGGAAGUAG
Messenger RNA from Olea europaea var. sylvestris, 1086 nucleotides. RefSeq lists its product as uncharacterized. The coding region runs from base 1 to 1086 and encodes 361 amino acids. NCBI's taxonomy places the organism in Eukaryota, Viridiplantae, Streptophyta, Magnoliopsida, Lamiales, Oleaceae. The transcript is spliced from 2 exons. The record is from RefSeq and is a predicted model, not a curated record.